Messenger RNA from Peronospora belbahrii, 2265 nucleotides. Lineage: Eukaryota; Oomycota; Peronosporomycetes; Peronosporales; Peronosporaceae. The record is from the annotation of a GenBank genome assembly.
AUGCCAAUACCAGCGCUUGUAGUAGCAACGCUGGCUGCGCUGUCUAUUCAGAAUGUCCAUUCUAUUGUGCACAUACCUUUGACGGCCACACAGCACGAACGUAGUGCUCAGAAUCUUCUUCAGUUCCACACACAGCCAAGCGAGCUUAGGACUAGCAAUAAGACAGCUGCAUUGGAAGUGGAGAACGUUCUUAACAGCCUCAGUAUCGUACAUACUGAGUAUAAUAACGAUCAAAAGAAUUUACGAGUACAGGAUAUUCUGCAUAAUGCACAGGAGUUACAUGCUGCGGGUCAUGUGCCACUGGAAAACUUUAUGGAGUUUCAAUUCUUUGGUCCGAUUGCUAUUGGCACUCCACCACAGGAAAUUCUCGUGUGCUUUGAUACAGGAUCAAGUGAUUUAUGGGUCCCUAGUAAAAAGUGUGAAGCCUGCGCAGGUCUGUACCGAUUUAAUCGUGCGCAAUCAAGCACGUAUCACGAAUCCAAGACACAUCCUGGCUUUGCUGUGCAGUAUGGCAGUGGUAAAGUAAGUGGUCAUUUUGGUGAGGAUGUCGUGCACAUAGCGCAGUUUGAGAUACAGGAUACAACUGUAGGAAUUGUCAAGACGGAAGAGGAAUCUAUGGCCAUGAUGAAGGCGGACGGCUUGCUCGGUCUUGGCUUUGACGGCUUGUCGACAUUUUCACAUCCACCACUGUUUUUUGCUUUAUUGGAACAAUACUCAGAACUGGAUCCAGUCUUUGCUUUCUACUUGAGUCCAAAUCCAAAUACAAACGGGUCGGAAUUACACUUGGGAGGCUACGACGAGGAAUUGUUGGGGGCGCUGAAGGCGUCUUGGCAAAUGACGGAUGUACUACCUCAGUUCGGACAGUGGACAUUUUGGAGAAUUCAUCUUCAUAGUGUUAAUGUGGGGAAGCACCGCAAUGCAUGUUCAGAUGGGUGUGUAGCCUUUGUAGACUCGGGCACGUCACUCAUUGGCAUCCCGGGAACGCUGUACUUGAACUUUUUGUAUGAAGUAGCUACGUUCGCGCAGAAUCAGGGUUGUUACUGCGGAUUUGUGCAGUACGGCUUUCAGUGCUUUUUGUGUGCGGCGGAAGACUUCCCGCCGUUGCGGAUUGGCGUGGGAGGACGUCACUUUUACGUUUUGGAAGGAUCCGAUUACACACUUUGUGUUGGAUUAACGUGCAUCGUGCUAGUGCAGCCGAGUGGACAGGAAAUGUGGGUGCUGGGCGAUGUGUUUAUGAAGAAAUUCUAUUCACUUUAUGACGUCAAGGAGAAAAAAGUGGGCUUUGCGUGUCCGGCCAACUCGGCACUGUGCGGUGUGGACACUCAGGGCAGUAUUGUAAGCACGAAUGGAAAUGAUCUGCCGUCUGCUCAGCAAUCAUCGCCAUUCUUCGAGAACAGCUUCAACAUGUACGAUAUGGACACCCACGCCGUUUUGGUGUUGUUCAUGUCGGGCCUGUCACUCGUUGGCUCGGGCUUCAUUGUGUCUUCUUUUGUGCAGUACCCGAAUCUGCAUAGCUUCCGCUCGUUCUCGCUAUUCUUCUGGCUUUCUUUGUGUACGCUGGGCUACAGCUUGACUCUCUGGAUUGCCGGAGUGUGGCGGGUACACCAAACGCAUAUAAUAUUCUGUGCUUUGCUCAGAAGCAUGCAGCAGUUCUUGGGCACCGCUAUUUUAUUCUUUAGUGCUGCGGUUGGGUUGGAGCUAAUUCGAGCAGCACGUUGGACUCACUCUAGCACUGUAGAGUACAAAAUGGUGUAUCAUGUUGUCACCUGGUGCUAUGCGACGGUCACAGGAACAUUUUCGUUGUUCACGGGAGUAAUUGGUUUCCUGCCGGAUGGAGCUGGUGCAUGCCAAGCAUGUUUUGUGGGCCAUAGCCCCGGUUGGGCUCGCCUCCUCUUGUUUUACUUUCCAGCGACGCUGACAAUUUUGCUUGCUGGAAUUGCAGUGUAUCUUGUGGUCACCGGCUUUUCGGGGCAGUCGCUCCCGCCACAAGCGGAACGUGCACGUCGUAGCAGUGGGCAAUUGCUAUCCAGUUGCGUGGCUACCGUUGCCGCCCUCUUCCUUCCGACUCUAUUUGGCUGGCUGCAAGUGUUUGGUGCAGACUGGGUCACGUCGGGCUUUUGCCUGUAUCUUUCAGAGCUGUGCUUUUACUCGCAAGGUCUGUUAAAUGCACUUUCCUGGGCGUUCAACCCGUCAUAUCGUGUCGCACGAUACCGUGGCAACAACGCCACGGGAGGCGAAGGUGCGCGUCUUAUGGCGCCAAAUUAA